Lagenorhynchus albirostris (white-beaked dolphin) is the source of this 3174-nucleotide messenger RNA. RefSeq names its product zinc finger protein 23 (gene ZNF23). Gene Ontology annotation, molecular function: DNA-binding transcription factor activity, RNA polymerase II-specific; RNA polymerase II transcription regulatory region sequence-specific DNA binding. NCBI's taxonomy places the organism in Eukaryota, Metazoa, Chordata, Mammalia, Artiodactyla, Delphinidae. Gene Ontology annotation, cellular component: nucleus. The record is from RefSeq and is a predicted model, not a curated record. Gene Ontology annotation, biological process: regulation of transcription by RNA polymerase II. Bases 724 to 2673 code for a protein of 649 amino acids. The transcript has 5 exons.
CUGCGUUGGCGGUGGGUUUCCUGCCGGAGGGGUCCUCUUCUCCCCUCCUCGACUCCCGCUUUGGACUUGGUGGCCGAUGACGUUCUUUCUCGUGGAAGGCGAAGCCCGGGUUACUGCCACAGCCACGAAGCCCCGAGCAUUUAGCACUUUGGGGAAGAUGCUGCUCGCCUUUUGGGAACUUGUGUUGGAGCAGCCGGGGGUUAGAAUAUUUGCAGGGGUGAAGCGGCCUGAGGUGAUAUGAGUCUUUUGACAUAAUGAGGUCGUGCAGGGGCUUUUACCUGCACGUUUAAUGCAUUUCAAGUAUGGACUGUUUGCGCCCCGCCCUCCUAACUCAGGGUGUGAAUCGAGGCCAGUGGGGGAGCAGAAAAAGCAGAGCCCCUCCAGGCUACAGAAGAAGCCCGACUUUUGAGGGCACUGUCUGCAGGAGCCGUGUCAGUUCCAAAAGCUCCAGUCCUUCUCUGAGAGGGAGACCAGGUGAUGGCAGCCAUGCUUCUGACAGCCUGGCCCCAGGUGAGCUGUGGGUCCUUCAGCUCUUCCUCUGAGCAGUUUCACAUUGAAGAAAACUGAGAAGGGAAUCUGGGCAUGAGCCAUGGAAUUGGCCCCUAGGGCAGCAGGAACCUGUUGUUUCAGAAGUCGGUGACCUUUGAGGACGUGGCUGUGUACUUCACCCAGACGGAGUGGGAUGGCCUGUCCCCUGCACAGAGGGCUCUGUACAGGGAUGUGAUGCUGGAGAAUUAUGGGAAUGUGGCCUCCCUGGGAUUUCCCCUUCUCAAACCUACUGUGAUCUCACAGCUGGAGGGAGGAGGUGAGCUGGAGGGCCCAUCUCCACUGGCCUCUGGAACAGGCACAGGCCCCCAGGGCCUCUGGACUGUAAAUAUUGAUAUCCAGACUGACAAUAAUUUGACAGAGGAAAUGUAUGAAGAAAAACAUAAUACAUCAUUUGAACUUCAAAGGAGCUCUUCCCAGGAAACAGACUUUUCAGAAACUUAUAUUCUAGAGAAACAGCAGGAAGUCCACUCAGUAGGAAGUAUGGAGAAAGAAAACAGGAGUGUCAUUGAUGGGACAGUGAAAGACAAUAUAAGCCCCAUGGAGGAGUGUUUCUUUAGGCAAAGUCCAAACUUGAAUCAGUGUCAUACCAUCUCCACUGGAGAGCAGUCCCCUGAGUGUACAGGAUUGGAGAAAGCCUUCAGCUUUGACACAAAACUUAUUCAACAUGAAAUAAUUAAUUCUGGGGAAAGACCUUUCAAAUGUGAAGAAUUAGUGGAAAGCUUUAGGUGUAACUCUCAACUUAAUCAGGAUCAAGAUAGCUACACUGGGGAGAAGCCCCAUCAGCAUAAGGAGUGUGGCAAAGCCUUUAGCGUUAAUGCAAAAUUAAUUUGGCAUCAAAGACUUCACAGUGGGGAGAAGCCCUUCAAAUGUGUAGAGUGUGGAAAAAGCUUCAGUUACAGUUCCCAUUAUAUCACACAUCAGACUAUCCACAGUGGGGAGAAGCCCUAUCAGUGUAAGGUGUGUGGAAAAGCCUUCAGCGUUAAUGGGAGUCUGAGUAGGCAUCAGAGAAUCCAUACAGGAGAGAGGCCCUAUCAGUGCAAGGAGUGUGGGAAUGGCUUUAGCUGCAGUUCUGCAUAUAUCACACAUCAGAGAGUCCACACUGGAGAGAAACCUUACGAGUGUAAUGACUGUGGGAAAGCUUUCAAUGUUAAUGCAAAAUUAAUUCAACAUCAGAGGAUCCACACUGGAGAGAAACCUUAUGAAUGUAAUGAGUGUGGGAAAGGCUUCAGGUGCAGCUCCCAGCUUAGGCAGCAUCAGAGCAUCCACACUGGAGAGAGACCCUAUCAGUGUAAGGAGUGUGGAAAAGCCUUUAGUAAUAAUGCAAAACUCAUUCAGCAUCAAAGAAUUCACACAGGGGAGAAACCCUAUGAGUGUACUGAAUGUGGAAAAGCCUUUGGCGUCAAAGGGAAGUUAAUCCAGCACCAGAGAAUCCACACGGGUGAGAAACCCUAUGAGUGUAAAGAGUGUGGGAAAGCCUUCAGGUGUAACUCCCAGCUUCGGCAGCAUCUGAGAAUCCACACAGGGGAGAAGCCCUAUGAGUGUAAUGAGUGUGGAAAGGCCUUCAACGUUAAUGCAAAACUAAUGCAGCACCAGAGGAUUCACACUGGGGAGAAGCCCUUUGAAUGUAAUGAGUGUGGGAAAUGUUUUACUUCUAAAAGAAACCUACUUGAUCAUCAUCGAAUCCACACUGGAGAAAAACCUUAUCAGUGUAAGGAAUGUGGGAAAGCCUUCAGCAUCAAUGCCAAACUAACUAGGCAUCAGAGAAUACACACUGGGGAGAAACCAUUCAAAUGUAUGGAAUGUGAGAAAGCAUUUAGCUGUAGUUCUGACUAUAUUGUACAUCAGAGAAUCCAUACUGGAGAGAAACCCUUUCAAUGUAAGGAGUGUGGAAAAGCCUUCCAUGUUAAUGCCCAUUUAAUUCGGCAUCAGAGAAGCCACACUGGGGAGAAACCCUUCAGAUGUGUGGAGUGUGGCAAAGGCUUCAGCUAUAGUUCUGACUGUAUUAUACAUCAGACUGUCCAUACUUGGAAGAAACCCUAUGUGUGUAAUGUGUGUGGGAAAGCCUUCAGGUUUAGCUUCCAACUUAGUCAGCAUCAGAGUGUCCAUAGUGAAGGAAAAUCCUAAUAAGGAUGUAGAAAACUGUGAAGGUUAAUGCUGAACUAGAUCAAGUAUCCUCAGAUUCACGCUGGUGGAAAACCCUGAGAGAGAAAUGGAUAUGGCAGAGUCUUCACAAGGAAACAAAUCUUUUCCAUUUUAUUCAAUUUUAGAUCAAGAAUGACAACCAGUUUUAAAAUAACAUCCAAAAAUAAGUAGUUUGUUUUAUACCAACAACCAAUAGAAAAUAUAAUGAAAGAAAAUAUCCCAUUCCCAACAGCAUCAAGAAAAGUUGAUUUUCUAGAUAUAAACUUACUAGGACCUAUGUGGAGAAAUUAUAAAUCUCUGCUGAGGGGUACAAAAGGAAAGUUAAAUAAAUGGGGGAAGAGAGAGUGAUACCUUGUUCUUAGAUAGAAAAACUCAUAAAGAUACUACCUACCUAAAUUAAUUUAUUGCCCUUUUACUUUUGACAACAAGCAUGCAUCACUUUUGUAAAGAGGAAAAACAAUAAAGAGUUCCUUAAGGAAAAAA